AUGGAUUCUCUGUCUGAUAAACCUAGCAGUCUGAAAGAUAUAAAUAAAGAAUCAAGUAAUAAUGAUGAGAUCAAAUCAAUAAAUGUAAAUGCUACCCAACAUAUGUCAUUAGUGUCUUCAGCACAGAACACUAUUACUCCUAGCGGAGAUUCAGACACUAAUUUGUGUAAUAACAAUAGUGAGAAUAAUGGAAGAAAGCGACAUCUAGAUAACUCUAUUUCAAUUUCUCAAAAUGGAAAUCAAACUUCAAAAGAUAUUUGUACAAAUAAAAGGAAAAAGUGUCUUGGCAAAAGUGAUGAUAAGAGCAAUUUUAAAGAAGAAAGGUUUUCAGAUGACAGUACAGCAGAGGAGGAGAAAGAAGUUUACUCUUUAUUAGUUUCUAAUAUACCUUAUCAAUGGACAUGUGAACAAAUAUCAGAUUAUAUUCAGGAACAUUGUGUUGAAGUGUAUGCACUGGAACAAUUGGCGGGUGGUGAUCCAGAUUCCGGUCAGACCAUAAGGCUUCUAUUUUUGAAUUUUGAGAAGUGUAAUCAGGCACGAAAACAGUUGAAGCUGAAGGCAGUUGAAGGGCGCAAACUGAAUGUUAACUUCAGUGGUAACAUUGACUAA
Molecule: messenger RNA, 609 nt
Organism: Parnassius apollo (apollo)
Lineage: Eukaryota; Metazoa; Arthropoda; Insecta; Lepidoptera; Papilionidae
Source: the annotation of a GenBank genome assembly